This is a messenger RNA of Vicia faba (fava bean), 1242 nucleotides long. Lineage: Eukaryota; Viridiplantae; Streptophyta; Magnoliopsida; Fabales; Fabaceae. The record is from the annotation of a GenBank genome assembly.
AUGGACCCAACCUCCUUCGAUCUCCCUCCACCACCACCCACCACCGUCCCCUUCUCCCUCGAACCCACCUUCACCUCCUCCGUCAGUCACCCUCCCUACGCUGAGAUGAUAUACAAAGCAAUAGAAUCCCUCAAAGAGAAAGACGGUUCAAGCAAAAGAGCCAUAGCAAAAUUCAUAGAACAAAACUACGCCAACGUUCUUCCACAACAACACACCGCUUUGUUAACUCAACAUCUCAACCACUUGAAAUCUGCCGGUCUUCUCGUCACCGUUAAAAAAUCUUACAAACUACCUUCCUCGCUCCCUCCACCUCCCACCGUCACUAGAUCUGACUCCGAAUCUCAUCUCCCUUUCACUCCAUUAUCCCAAAAACCCCGUGGCCGUCCCGCUAAGCCCAAGCCCGAACUCAACUCCCAGCCCGUCUUCGCAUCGUUUGAAUUUGACCCUCCUACUCACGACGACCCUGUACCCGUCGACCUCACUCAGACCCCCACGACUCUAUCUACCAAAAGAGGUCGCGGUCGUCCGCCUGGGAGCUUCAGAUCUAAGUCGCUCAAGAGCGCUAGCCGUCCUCCGAAGCCCAAAUCUGUGUCUAACGGGCUUAAACGGCGUGGCCGUCCUCCCAAAAGCCAUUCUCAACCGACGGUUAUACCUUUUUCAGCUCCUGCUGCCGUGACAGAUGGGACAGAUGGGGUUACUGUACCUGUUGUUAGAUCUACCAGGCCAAGAGGCAGGCCUAAGAAGUAUGCUGAUGAGUUGAUGUCAGUUGCUCCCACCAUGAGGCAGGGUCGUCCUGCUAAGCUUGCUGUCAUCGGUGGGCCUAAGAAUCCCUUCCGGAGGCCCGUCGGCCGUCCAAAGGGAGCAAAAGGAGUAAAAAAGUAUGCUGAUGAAGAUCUAAGAAAGAAACUUGAGCACUUUCAAUCAAAGGUUAAGGAAUCUCUCGAAGUGCUUAAGCCUUAUUUUGAUCAUCAAAGUCCAGUCAAUGCAGUUGCAGCAAUUCAAGAAUUGGAAAACCUGGCAACUCUGGACCUUAAAGCACCAUUAAGAGAUGAAACACAGCAACAUCAACCAGAGCAGUUUCCGGAAGAGCCACAGCCGCAACAACAGCUACUGCCUCAGCAACUGGUUCCGUCACAGCAACUGCCACCGGUGCAGCAGAUUUAUGAACAGCAGUAUCUCCAGAUACCAUUGCAGCAACAGAUUCAGCAACUUUUUCAGCCACACAAUUUAGCUUCAAGCUAG